AUGCUCGAAAUACCUACGCAGGCUUGCCGGGAGGCCAUGACAGCAUACCUGCCGCCAUGGCUCCGUACGUGGGAAUACAGGCAACCUUGCGCCUGCGACGAGGCUGCGAAGAAUGCCGCCCAGGAGACUCGAACCCGGGGGUACGCAAACGUAUGGUCGCACGACAUCGCCAUGCGCCGCAGGUACCGAGCACGCACGCCCACGGGUGCGUUCAUCGGCAUCGGCGCCGGGACUGGCAGCAGCCGCGAGCUUGCACGGUAUUACUGCACAUGCAGCGUGCAUCGCCUUCGAGUCGCAGUCUCCCUCGAACCCAAGGUUCGGCCGAUGCAACGAUUGAAUGAAGCCUUCUUUCCCCUCCCUCGAACGUCGACCCAUAUCUCCCUUGCGUUGCUGAACGCCCAGAGUUCGUCGGCUGGCGCUCACGUGCCGCCCCGAUGGUUCAAAAGGUUCGCCACCGGCGUGCAUGUAGGGAGUCGCACGAGGAGGAUGGCCAAUGGCAGAUGGGCCGUCUCAUUCGAUGGACUCGAGGGGGCUGCAGGAGUUGGCCUGAUGGCAGAGACAGUUCGUCUCCCUGAUUGUGCGUGCCCGACGUGCCCUCGACCGGACGACGCCAAGAAGGCUUCCAGGUACUUUGGUGCGAGUACCAGCACACAGGUAGCAGGUACAGCAGGUACACUGUAUACUAGGCAAAGUACCGAGUGCAUGUGCACGCAUGUGGUCGCCGACUCGUCGAGACUCGGUCACGGAAAUCGAGAUGCUCCGUCGCUGCCGCGGCGAAUUGGUGUCAUCGGGCGCCUGCUAGACGGCGCCGCAUCUGACAAAGGGAGCAACCGCGCGACAGCUGGUCCCGAGCAACAAUACCACGUCAAGGCUUGCUCCGUGUACGAUGCGGCAUUUGUCCUCGUCGAGCGCACCAAAUAUGGUACCAAGUAG
Drechmeria coniospora is the source of this 933-nucleotide messenger RNA. RefSeq lists its product as uncharacterized. The record is from RefSeq and is a predicted model, not a curated record. Bases 1 to 933 code for a protein of 310 amino acids. NCBI's taxonomy places the organism in Eukaryota, Fungi, Ascomycota, Sordariomycetes, Hypocreales, Ophiocordycipitaceae. The transcript is spliced from 4 exons.